This is a messenger RNA of Coniophora puteana RWD-64-598 SS2, 261 nucleotides long. RefSeq lists its product as uncharacterized. The coding region runs from base 1 to 261 and encodes 86 amino acids. Lineage: Eukaryota; Fungi; Basidiomycota; Agaricomycetes; Boletales; Coniophoraceae. The record is from RefSeq and is a predicted model, not a curated record. The transcript has 2 exons.
AUGAUGCGAAGCCGGUCGCGUUAUCUCUGCUUCAGCAAGCUAUGCUGGGUCUCCUUCUUCAUCGCUGGUAUCACCGCUCUCUGUCGGAGUGAGGUUGUACACCACUCCGGCGUUGGUCUGGUGGAUGGCUCGGGAUGCUCGGGAGAAGCGGAGAAGCGGACAGAGGACGGUUCGGGAUGCUCGGGAGAAGCAGAGAAGCAGAUAGAGGACAGCUCGGGAUGCUCAGGAGAGGUAGAGAAGCAGAGAAGCGGGACAACGUGA